This is a messenger RNA of Lineus longissimus, 1944 nucleotides long. RefSeq names its product pre-mRNA-splicing factor RBM22-like. The record is from RefSeq and is a predicted model, not a curated record. The transcript has 9 exons. The coding region runs from base 16 to 1353 and encodes 445 amino acids. Gene Ontology annotation, molecular function: pre-mRNA binding; U6 snRNA binding; metal ion binding. Lineage: Eukaryota; Metazoa; Nemertea; Pilidiophora; Heteronemertea; Lineidae. Gene Ontology annotation, cellular component: Prp19 complex; U2-type catalytic step 1 spliceosome; U2-type catalytic step 2 spliceosome.
UGCCCAAUUUCAAAGAUGGCGACCUCAAAAGGAGCAAAUACGUAUAAUCGACAAAAUUGGGAAGAUUCGGAGUUCCCAACUUUGUGUCAGACAUGUUUGGGAGAUAAUCCUUACAUCAGAAUGACCAAAGAGAAAUAUGGACGAGAAUGUAAGAUCUGCGUGCGACCCUUCACAGUAUUCAGGUGGUGCCCUGGAGCACGCAUGAGGUUUAAGAAGACAGAAGUCUGCCAGACAUGUUCAAAAAUAAAGAAUGUUUGCCAGACCUGCCUCUUAGAUUUAGAAUAUGGUUUACCAAUUCAAGUUCGGGAUGCAGCACUUAAGAUUCAGGACGAGAUGCCUAAGUCUGAUGUCAACAAAGAAUAUUACACACAGAAUAUGGAAACAGCUAUAACAAAUUCAGAUGGUGUCAGCCCAGUCGGUGCACUUGCUGGGAAAGCCCAAGCUACCAGUGAUAUGCUCCUUAAGCUUGCUAGGACCACGCCAUAUUACAAACGUAAUCGACCACACAUUUGCUCUUUCUGGGUGAAGGGAGAGUGUAAAAGAGGGGAGGAGUGCCCAUACAGACACGAGAAGCCCACAGAUCCAGAUGACCCUCUUGCCGAUCAGAACAUCAAAGACAGAUACUAUGGUAUAAACGAUCCUGUCGCAGAUAAACUGAUGAAACGCUACACAAGUAUGCCAACAUUAGAGCCUCCAGAAGACAAGACUAUAACCACACUGUAUGUGGGAAACUUGGGGGAUAAACUGACAGAAAAGGACCUUAGGGAUCAUUUCUAUCAGUUUGGUGAAAUCCGUUCAGUCACCAUGGUAACGAAACAACAAUGUGCAUUCGUACAGUUCACACAGCGGCAGGCAGCAGAAGGAGCCUGUGAGAAGUCAUUCAAUCGGUUGAUCAUUGGUGGGCGCCGGUUGAAUAUCAAGUGGGGCCGAUCCCAGGCUGCUCUACCGGCACCGAAACAAGACGGUAGUGACAAUGAAAAGCCUUUCGAACCAGUACCUGGAUUACCUGGGGCAUUACCGCCACCUCCAGAAGAGAUGGGUGAUAUGGGAAGUAACUUCUUUGGUUUGGCAGGACCCCCACACAUGAUGCCACUUCAUCCUGGUAUGGGUCCGCCUAUGAUGAGAGGUCCACCGCCAAUGGGUUUCAUGCAUCGUCCACCUCACUAUGGACCACCUCCAGGUAUGCGUCUUCCUCCCCCACCCCCGGGCAUGAUGCCCAUGAGGCCACCCCCCAUGCGGCCACCGGUACCACUUCAGAGGGGACUGAUGCCGGUCCACUACCCAUCUCAGGAUCCUUCACGUAUGGGAGCACCAGGAUUAACGCUUGUAGGAGGACCAGUGUCGACAUCAUGAUAAAUUCGAUAUGACCUUGAUGUUUACAAUGAUUUACAAAUGGAAGCUAAGCUUGACAGACUUUAAUCAUGUUGAUCUAUCAGAAUUUUGGAUUUUCAUCAGUUUUAUUCAAGCCUGGGGAAACCGAAUACAGAUAAUCCUCAAACAACUUAACAAGGCCUUCAAAAUGAGCUGGUAAUAGUCCUCUGUCUUUGUGUUAAAUUUUUAUUGACUCAUAGUAACUUUUAGAUUCUAAAAAUGUUUGGUUUUAUCUUGAUGGUCAUUUUACCCAACUCAACUGUUGCACUCCUUUAACCCCUGCAAAAGAGGUUUUUUGGAAAUUGUAGGUGGUACAUGAUAAUGUGGCAGAUCUCCGAGUCCCUGCAUUGGCCUCAGAGGACAGGGAGAUUGGUUGCCCAUAAGACCACAGUAUUUGGAAUGUAUGAUUCCCAGGUGUUCACAAUUUUUGUGAAAUUACCAGCUCAUAAUGUUCAGUGUUGUGGGUUGUUGCAAGCGUAAAUGCAUAUUUGAAAUGUACAGAAAAUGAAACAAAUGUGGAAUUCUCACACGACUCUGAGGGAUGCAUUUAAUAAAGAAAUAUUUUAAAACCCA